This is a messenger RNA of Selaginella moellendorffii, 1998 nucleotides long. Its product is annotated as protein NEDD1. Gene Ontology annotation, biological process: regulation of phragmoplast microtubule organization; regulation of microtubule nucleation; positive regulation of cytokinesis. Gene Ontology annotation, cellular component: kinetochore microtubule. The transcript has 10 exons. The record is from RefSeq and is a predicted model, not a curated record. Bases 14 to 1825 code for a protein of 603 amino acids. Gene Ontology annotation, molecular function: gamma-tubulin complex binding; protein binding. NCBI's taxonomy places the organism in Eukaryota, Viridiplantae, Streptophyta, Lycopodiopsida, Selaginellales, Selaginellaceae.
UUUUUCGAAGUGGAUGAGGAUCCGCGAGGCGGCGAUGCAGCAGCGGCUGAUCGCGGCGUGUGGGGGCGACAAUGUGAAGCUCUUUGAUGCCGCUGCCGCGAGCGAGGGCCGGGCGGAUCCUUGCGUCUCGCAGUUCCUCCCGGCGCCCGGCGUCCAGGUUAACGCUCUGCGAUGGAAUCACACCAAUCACGUCCUGGCGAGCUCCGGGGAGGAUCGCAGGAUUUCGCUGUGGCUCAAGGGAGGCAAGCUUCUAGGAUCUGUGCCGCAGCUAGAGUCCGAUCCAGCCGAUGUUCUAGACGAGUCUAUACUGGCCAUAAACUUCAGCUCAAAGUCAUCGAGAUAUCUUUGCUCUGGUGGAACUGGGAAAGUCGUGCGAAUCUGGGACAUGCAAAGGAAGAAGUGUAUAAAAUCGCUCAAGGGGCACACUGACACGAUCACUGGCGUCAUGUAUAACUGCAAAGACGAGCACCUUGCGUCCAUCAGUACCAGGGGUGAUCUCAUCAUCUACAGCCUUGCUUCCGGGUCUCGAAUCACCGAAGUGAAGGAUCCCUUCAAUCAGGUUUUGAGACUCUUGGAGUAUUCUCGAUCGAGCCGAAAUCUUCUGGUUACUGCUGGGGACGAUGGGUCAUUGCAUCUUUGGGACACUACUGGACGCAGUCCAAAGGCCUCAUGGAUUCGACAACAUCUGGCACCUGCAAGCGGUGUCGGUUUCUCAUUUUCAAAUGAAAAGGUCAUAGUAAGCGUGGGCUUUGAUAAAAGAUUGCAUACUUACGACACCAGCGUAAAGAAGGCUGUCCACUCUCUUUCUUGCGAUGCGCCAUUCUCUUCUUUAGCAUUGAAAGACGAUGGUUGGACUGUCGCAGCCGGUACUACAAAUGGGAGAAUUAUGUUCUAUGACAUCCGUACCAAAGUCCAACCCAUGGCUGUUCUUCGAGCUUUUAAUCCAUCUGAGGCUGUUGCAAGUGUAUGCUGGCAACGGACAAACCCGGUUCCAAUAAGCACCUCAAGCUGGUCGCCUGACGUGGCUUUGCUCGGUGCCAAUGGAGAGGAGACUCCGGCCAUAAUGCCUGAUCCACUUCCCGCUUCCGGAAGAAAUAGACCUUCUUUUGGACGGCCUGAAUCGCUGACUGUGGCAAAUCCAAGGAAUGCAGCAGCGGCAGAAGAAUCAUCAAACCAGAGCGUGUGGUCCAAUAGUGGUUCUUUCAUCCUUCACUCGUCGAAGGCUACCCCGAGCGGUGUUGACGACAUGGAGGUUUUUUCUCCUCUCGUGGACGUGCAACCGAUAGUUCAACCUCUCUCUUCGUUCAUUGACGGACUCGGCGAAACAAAGAAGCCAUCUCCUCCCUCGGCAAUAGCAAACUCAGACGAAUUCCAGCAAACCUCGCAUCAAGACGAACAUCCUACCACGUCUCCGCGUGUUGAGGCUAGCAAUGCAGCAGAACUGUCUCCAAACGAUCAUCAAACUCGACUCACCAAAGCUAGAGAGCAUCUGGCGGCUGUUAAAGGCUUGGCUCUAGAACUUCCUCCAAGGCUCUCGGCGUCGUCACCAAACUCGCCUCCCUCAAGAGUUUCACCUCCACAGCCGUCCUCGUCUUCGUUCGCGCUCCAGCUUGUGCAACGUGCUCUCGAGGAAAGCCUUGGCUCCGUCCAGCGAGCCAUACACGAGGACGUGCAAAACCUUCACCUAGAGCUCAUACGCCAGUUUCACAUCCAACAGACGGAGACGGCGUCCUGUGUGGAAAAGCUAGUCGCGAAGCAAGCUGAAAUGAUGGAGGAACUUCAAGCGCUUCGAAAGGAGAACCAGCAACUCCGGCAUUUGAUUUGAUCUGGAAUGGACUGAUUGGAAAUCUCCCAAAAGAUAGCCGGCAUUUAAUCCCAUCUAAAGCUAAAGAUCCCAGGCAAGAACUUAGUUUCCAUUCUUCAAUAGAAUGAGAUCGCUAUUAGUCACAUGAAGCUCGUUUUUGAGGGGUACUUGCAGAGCAUGAAGCGAUUCUUUGA